AAUAUGGCUGCGUCCAUGUAAUUUGUUACUUGAUGGAGGAACCACAUAUAUACAUGCAUGCAUAUUUGACACAGAUAGCGGUGCGCGAUGUUUAGCUCAUUGAGACUACAUGGAACACGAUUUCCAAAUACCAAGUUCGCUCGAUUUAAAAGUAAAUCAAGCAGUAAAAGAUAUUCGGAUACUCUCAAUCUACCGAAAAGUGAUCUUGCUGCAACCUCUAAAAGCGGGAAGGCUGUGAAGAGAGAAGUACACAUCCAAGAGGCAUGUGGUUUUGAUAAACUAUAUGAAUGGCAAAAAGCCCAAGAUAGAGACAAGGAUUUUGUCCUCCAUGAUGGUCCACCAUAUGCAAAUGGAAAACCUCAUGUUGGUCAUGCUUUGAACAAGAUACUGAAGGACAUCACCAAUAGGUACAAACUCCUGAAGGGUUACAAAAUACAUUAUGUACCUGGCUGGGACUGUCAUGGACUGCCAAUAGAGCUCAAAGCUCUGAAAGGAAAAGAUGGCACUAAUAAGAAAAUGGCUCCUUUGGAAAUUAGGAAAAAGGCAAAACAGUUUGCAGAGGAAUCCGUACAAGUACAAAGUAAAGCAUUCCAGAGUUGGGGUAUUAUGGCCGACUGGAAAACAUCUUGUUACCACACAACUGACCGGGACUUCCAGGCCAGAGAGUUGGACCUAUUCUACACACUGUAUCAAAAAGGUUUGGUGUAUGAAGAUUUCAUGCCAGUCUACUGGUCCCCAUCCUCUAGGACUGCUUUAGCUGAGGCUGAACUUGAGUAUAAUCCAGGUCAUGUCAGCCAGGCGGUAUACCUCAAGUUUCCCAUCAUCUCAUCAUCUCUGACUGCUCUCAACCUCAGCAAAAACAGGAAUGUGUACGCUGUGAUAUGGACAACAACACCAUGGACACUACCUGUCAAUCAGGCUAUCUGUUACAGUGACGGUCUUACGUACUGUUUACUAGAAGACCGCAGCACUGAGGACGUGUAUAUUUGUGAGAAAGUCUUUGUGGAGAAAUUUGUCAACAUGCUGUGUAAACCCCUGACUGUCAUAGAUGAGGUUAAAGGAAGUUUGUUAAAGGGGGCCCAGUAUAAUCACCCUCUGACCACUGAGGUUCUGCCAUUCCUGCCGGCCAAUCACGUCUUAUCUGGAAAAGGGACUGGAUUUGUCCACACUGCCCCCUGUCAUGGCCAUGAUGACUUCAAAGUAGCCAUCAACAACGAUAUCAAAAUAAAAAGUAUUGUUGAUGAUGAAGGAGUUUAUACUGAAGAGGCUGGUCCCAGUCUGCAGGGGAAAACGGUGGGGAAGGAUGCUGACAGUACAGUGAUUGAGAUGAUGAAGGACAGUAUCAUCCAUCAAUCUGCCUAUCAGCACAGCUACCCAUAUGAUUGGCGGACCAAACUUCCAGUCAUCAUCAGGGCGAGUAAACAGUGGUUUAUCAACACCAACAAAAUCAAGGAUCGAGCUGUGGAAAGUUUGAAUUCAGUCCGCAUUACUCCCAAGGCUUCGGAACACGGCAUGUUGGCACAGUUGGGCGAUCGUACAUACUGGUGUAUCUCACGUCAGCGAGCUUGGGGGCUUCCCAUACCUGUGUUUUACCACAAAGUCACAGGCAAGGUUCUCGUCAACAGUCACACUAUAGAACACCUCAAGAAACUGUUUACUGAACACGGCAGUGACUGCUGGUGGUCAAUGUCCGAAGAACAUCUUCUACCCAAGGACAUGCUUGACCAGAUGGGAGCUAGCUGGUCAGAUUACACCAAGGGAGAGGAUAUUCUCGACAUAUGGUUUGACAGUGGAUCAUCGUGGUCUGUACUUCAUAAAGAUGGUAUAAAGAGAGCUGACCUUUACCUGGAGGGGUCAGAUCAAUUUGGAGGCUGGUUCCAGUCCUCACUUCUGACAAGUAUAGCUACAAACGACAUCCCUCCAUACCGGCAGCUCGUUGUACAUGGAUUUGCUGUAGAUGAAGAAGGCAAAAAAAUGUCAAAGUCCAUUGGGAAUGUGGUAGAUCCUGACACAGUGAUACAUGGUGGGAAAAAUCAAGAUAAGGAACCAUCCUAUGGUGUGGAUGUUUUGAGGUGGUGGACUGCUCAGGCCCAACUACAACCCAUGGUGCUGAUUGGUCCAUCUGUAUUACAGAGGUGUAAUGAAGAUUUGUUCAAGAUUAGGAAGGUGAUGAAGUUUGUGCUGGGAAAUAUCCAUGAUUUUGAGUCUGACAUGUUGGUGCCUUAUGAGGAGCUCUGGCCACAAGACAAAUACAUGCUCUACCAACUCUACAAUUUAGCUGAGGAGGUGACACAAUCUUACGAUGAUUUCCGCUAUGGAAAAGUACUGGGCCUUUUGGAAAAAUUCACCAAUGUAGAUCUGUCAACUUUCUAUUGUACUAUCAUCAAAGACAGAAUGUACUGCACAUCAGCUGAGGACAAGAUCAGAAGGUCGGCUCAGACAGUACUGUAUCAUGUCACCAAUGUGUUUAUGAAGUCUUUAGCUCCCAUCAUACCACAUUUAGCCGAGGAGGUACACCAGCACAUGUCAUCUACAGAGGAGACCAGUGUGUUCAAGUCUGGCUGGUUUACCUUAGACCCAGUGUGGGCAGAUCGUGCCAUUCUUAACUUCAUGCAGCCAGUCCUUAGUAUGAAGGAGGACAUUGAUUAUGCUGCUGAUGUAGACAGACCCGUGGAAUACGACCUCACUCUCUACUGUAGUCACAAUCUUCAUAAUAUCCUCCAGAAAUUCCAGUCAGAAGUGUCGUCUGCUACUUCACCACUGACAGAGAUUUUACAGACAUCCUACACACACCUAACAACCAUCGCCCCCGAUGUUGUUCCUGACGACUGUAUUGUCCUCAAUGGAGCUAGUAAGGUUUCUGUUAUUGAAGGUGUGAAGGAGCCGGAGGAGUACGUGUUGCUGUUGUCACCGGCGACAAAACAAAUCUGUGAACGAUGUCGCCGUUACACUGCUGAUAAACUGAAAUCUCCAUGUGAACGUUGCUUGUCGGUUUUAUCUAAUGGUUGGGCAUGAAGUAAUCAUUGACUGUACCUACCUAAGGAUGUGUUUGUUACUGAGAAUGCAUACUACACAGAAAUGGAAAGGAUGACAGACAGUCCUAGAUAGAAGCUUGCUGCCAUGAUGAAAUGGGAUAUCCUUUCUGUCCUAGACAGGAGAAUGUCUCACAUUAAUCAAAUGGGAGACAAUAAUAUUUGGAGAAAUAUUUUUUCUCUUGCUGCAGAUACAUAUAAUGUAUCAACUAUGUAGUUUAUAUGACAAAUUACCAAAACAUUUAGCAUACAACACAUAUCUACCUGCUUUAUCUAUGUUGUUUACUCGGGACAAAAUACCUUUUACAUUACUGCCUGGGUUUUUAUGAAAAAAGACCUGUUAAGUCCAGUUAUAAAGGGACAGAGUUUAUCACUUACCUUGCUGUUUUUACUGGUAUUAUCAGGUAACCUAGUUUAUGGAGGUAGUACUGCUUCAUUCUGUUCUGGAGUGGGCAUAUUACUGGGCAUUAGUUGAUCACUGAGGAAGAGAUGUAAACUAGAGGAUGGACUUGUUACUGGGCAUGAAUUGAUAGAGAUGUAAACUAGAGGAUGGGUUUGUUACUGGGCAUGAAUUGAUAGAGAUGUAAACUAGAGGAUGGGUUUGUUACUGGGCAUGAAUUGAUAGAGAUGUAAACUAGAGGAUGGGUUUGUUACUGGGCAUGAGUUGAUAGAGAUGUAAACUAGAGGAUGGGUUUGUUACUGGGCAUGAGUUGAUAGAGAUGUAAACUAGAGAAUGGACUUGUUACUGGGCAUGAAUUGAUAGAGAUGUAAACUAGAGGAUGGGUUUGUUACUGGGCAUGAAUUGAUAGAGAUGUAAACUAGAGGAUGGGUUUGUUACUGGGCAUGAGUUGAUAGAGAUGUAAACUAGAGAAUGGACUUGUUACUGGGCAUGAAUUGAUAGAGAUGUAAACUAGAGGAUGGGUUUGUUACUGGGCAUGAAUUGAUAGAGAUGUAAACUAGAGGAUGGGUUUGUUACUGGGCAUGAAUUGAUAGAGAUGUAAACUAGAGGAUGGGUUUGUUACUGGGCAUGAGUUGAUAGAGAUGUAAACUAGAGGAUGGGUUUGUUACUGGGCAUGAGUUGAUAGAGAUGUAAACUAGAGAAUGGACUUGUUACUGGGCAUGAAUUGAUAGAGAUGUAAACUAGAGGAUGGGUUUGUUACUGGGCAUGAAUUGAUAGAGAUGUAAACUAAAGGAUGGGUUUGUUACUGGGCAUGAAUUGAUAGAGAUGUAAACUAGAGGAUGGGUUUGUUACUGGGCAUGAGUUGAUAGAGAUGUAAACUAGAGAAUGGACUUGUUACUGGGCAUGAAUUGAUAGAGAUGUAAACUAGAGGAUGGGUUUGUUACUGGGCAUGAAUUGAUAGAGAUGUAAACUAGAGGAUGGGUUUGUUACUGGGCAUGAGUUGAUAGAGAUGUAAACUAGAGAAUGGACUUGUUACUGGGCAUGAAUUGAUAGAGAUGUAAACUAGAGGAUGGGUUUGUUACUGGGCAUGAGUUGAUAGAGAUGUAAACUAGAGGAUGGACUUGUUACUGGGCAUGAAUUGAUAGAGAUGUAAAUUAGAGGAUGGACUUGUUACUGGGCAUGAGUUGAUAGAGAUGUAAACUAGAGAAUGGACUUGUUACUGGGCAUGAAUUGAUAGAGAUGUAAACUAGAGGAUGGACUUGUUACUGGGCAUGAAUUGAUAGAGAUGUAAACUAGAGGAUGGACUUGUUACUGGGCAUGAAUUGAUAGAGAUGUAAACUAGAGGAUGGACUUGUUACUGGGCAUGAAUUAAUAGAGAUGUAAACUAGAGGAUGGGCUUGUUACUGGGCAUGAGUUGAUAGAGAUGUAAACUAGAGGAUGGACUUGUUACAGGGCAUGAGUUGGAGGAGAUGUAAACUAGAGGAUGGACUUGUUACAGGGCAUGAGUUGGAGGAGAUGUAAACUAGAGGAUGGGCUUGUUACUGGGCAUGAGUUGGAGGAGAUGUUAAUUAGAGGAUGGACUUGUUACUGGGCAUGAGUUGAUAGAGAUGUAAACUAGAGGAUGGACUUGUUACUGGGCAUGAGUUGAUAGAGAUGUAAACUAGAGAAUGGACUUGUUACUGGGCAUGAGUUGAUAGAGAUGUAAAUUAGAGGAUGGGCUUGUUAUUGGGCAUGAGUUGGAGGAGAUGUAAACUAGAGGAUGGGCUUGUUACUGGGCAUGAUUAGAAAGAGAUGUAAACUAGAGGAUGGGCUUGCAUGUUACUGGGCAUGAGUUGAUAGAGAUGUAAACUAGAGGAUGGGCUUGUUACUGGGCAUGAAUUGAAAGAGAUGUAAACUAGAGGUUGAGGUCAUUACUGCACAGGAGUUGAAAGCGAUGUAAACUAGAGGGUGAACUUAUAUUUCGGGACGUGAGUUGAUCACCUGUAAAAGCUGUUUGUCUAGGGAGCAGGCUUAUUACUGAGCAACAUCCUCUUAUUAGUGAAUAGAUCUAUUGUACCAUACUGUUUGCAUUAAGUUUAUUUACUCUAUCAGUAUUUUGUUUUUGUAUACAUAGUGCUGUUUGUUACAACUGAAUUAAAGGAAUUUGAAAUGUU
This is a messenger RNA of Pecten maximus, 5585 nucleotides long. Its product is annotated as isoleucine--tRNA ligase, mitochondrial-like. The transcript is spliced from 23 exons. Gene Ontology annotation, molecular function: aminoacyl-tRNA deacylase activity; tRNA binding; ATP binding. The record is from RefSeq and is a predicted model, not a curated record. NCBI's taxonomy places the organism in Eukaryota, Metazoa, Mollusca, Bivalvia, Pectinida, Pectinidae. Bases 88 to 3015 code for a protein of 975 amino acids. Gene Ontology annotation, biological process: isoleucyl-tRNA aminoacylation. Gene Ontology annotation, cellular component: cytosol.